This is a messenger RNA of Penicillium argentinense, 378 nucleotides long. RefSeq names its product pyruvate transporter MPC1. The record is from RefSeq and is a predicted model, not a curated record. The coding region runs from base 1 to 378 and encodes 125 amino acids. Lineage: Eukaryota; Fungi; Ascomycota; Eurotiomycetes; Eurotiales; Aspergillaceae. Gene Ontology annotation, biological process: pyruvate import into mitochondria. Gene Ontology annotation, cellular component: mitochondrial inner membrane. The transcript is spliced from 4 exons.
AUGGCUGCUGCUAUCAAGGCGCUGAACGCCAAGAUCCGCUCCAACAAGGUUGCCGACUAUGUCUGCUCAACCCACUUCUGGGGCCCUGUCUCCAACUUCGGUAUCCCCUUCGCCGCUGUGAUGGAUACACAGAAGGACCCUGAGAUUAUCUCCGGUACCAUGACUGGCUGUCUGCUCGUCUACGCCGCUACCUUCAUGCGCUACUCUCUCGCCAUCACCCCCAAAAACUACCUCCUCUUCGCUUGCCACAUGACCAACUUCGGUGCUCAGUCCGUCCAAGCCUACCGUUACCUGAACUACUGGAACUGGGGUGGUCGGGAAUCUCAGCUUGCUGCCAAGGCUGCAGAGGGCGCCAAGGCUGCGGAGCCCACUGCUUAA